Jaculus jaculus (lesser Egyptian jerboa) is the source of this 3831-nucleotide messenger RNA. RefSeq names its product interferon regulatory factor 6 (gene Irf6). Gene Ontology annotation, molecular function: protein binding; RNA polymerase II cis-regulatory region sequence-specific DNA binding; DNA-binding transcription factor activity, RNA polymerase II-specific. The transcript has 8 exons. Gene Ontology annotation, cellular component: nucleus. NCBI's taxonomy places the organism in Eukaryota, Metazoa, Chordata, Mammalia, Rodentia, Dipodidae. Gene Ontology annotation, biological process: immune system process; regulation of transcription by RNA polymerase II. The record is from RefSeq and is a predicted model, not a curated record. The coding region runs from base 113 to 1519 and encodes 468 amino acids.
CGCACCUGGGCGGGCAGGUGAGGCUGGUGCGGGCCGCGCGGAGCCGUCGGGGGAGCGGCGACCACGGCCAUCUCCGCUGUGCACCUGCUUCGAGAGCCACCGAGGCCAGGUCAUGGCCCUCCACCCUCGCCGAGUCCGGUUGAAGCCCUGGCUGGUGGCCCAAGUGGACAGCGGCCUCUACCCUGGCCUCAUCUGGCUGCACAGGGACUCGAAACGCUUCCAGAUCCCCUGGAAGCACGCCACACGGCACAGCCCCCAGCAGGAGGAAGAGAACACCAUCUUCAAGGCCUGGGCUGUGGAGACUGGGAAGUACCAGGAAGGAGUAGAUGAUCCUGACCCAGCUAAGUGGAAGGCCCAGCUCCGCUGUGCUCUCAACAAGAGCAGGGAAUUCAACUUGAUGUAUGAUGGUACCAAGGAAGUGCCCAUGAACCCAGUGAAGAUAUAUCAAGUGUGUGAUAUUCCCCAGCCCCAAGGCUCCAUCAUUAACCCAGGAUCCACGGGGUCUGCCCCCUGGGAUGAGAAAGAUAAUGAUGUGGAUGAAGAAGAUGAGGAAGAUGAGCUUGAUCAGUCGCAGCACCAUGUUCCUAUCCAGGACACCUUUCCCUUCCUGAACAUCAAUGGCUCUCCUAUGGCGCCAGCCAGUGUUGGCAACUGCAGUGUGGGUAACUGCAGCCCUGAAGCGGUAUGGCCCAAAACGGAGCCUCUGGAGAUGGAAGUGCCCCAGGCCCCAGGGAUCCAGCCCUUCUAUAGCUCUCCAGAGCUGUGGAUCAGCUCCCUCCCAAUGACCGACCUGGACAUCAAGUUUCAGUACCGUGGGAAGGAGUAUGGGCAGACCCUGACUGUGAGUAACCCCCAGGGCUGCCGGCUCUUCUAUGGGGACCUGGGGCCCAUGCCAGACCAGGAGGAGCUCUUUGGUCCUGUCAGUCUGGAACAGGUCAAGUUCCCAGGGCCAGAGCACAUCACCAGUGAGAAGCAGAAGCUCUUCACCAGCAAGCUGCUGGAUGUCAUGGACAGAGGACUGAUCCUGGAGGUCAGCGGUCACGCCAUUUAUGCCAUCAGGCUGUGCCAGUGCAAGGUGUACUGGUCAGGUCCGUGUGCCCCGUCACUUGCUGCUCCCAACCUGAUUGAGAGACAAAAGAAGGUCAAGCUGUUUUGUCUGGAAACAUUCCUGAGUGAUCUCAUUGCCCACCAGAAAGGGCAGAUAGAGAAGCAGCCACCAUUUGAGAUCUAUUUAUGCUUUGGUGAAGAAUGGCCAGAUGGGAAACCUCUGGAAAGAAAACUCAUCUUGGUUCAGGUCAUUCCAGUGGUGGCUCGCAUGAUCUAUGAGAUGUUUUCUGGUGAUUUCACACGAUCCUUUGACAGUGGCAGUGUCCGCCUGCAGAUCUCAACUCCAGACAUCAAAGAUAACAUCGUUGCUCAGCUCAAGCAGCUGUACCGCAUCCUGCAGACCCAAGAGGGCUGGCAGUCCGUGCAGCCCAACCCCAGCAUGCAGCUGCCCUCAGCCCUGCCUGCCCAGUAACCAUGGCCACUGUUCUUUGUACAUACUGAUAUUUCUAUUAGUCAGAUUAACCAGCCUUUAAAUCUCUCUUUGCCCUAACAUUAGAAGUUGUGACUCUCCAAGUAUGUCUAACUUUUAAAGUUGAUUUAAUUUAUGGAGAAAUCAACCUUCAGGGAACUUCCUUUUCCUAUUAAACCUUCAAUGGUAGUAUGGUAUAGGAGAGAUUGGGUUUGGGAGUUUGGACACCUGGGCUCUAGCUGUUGCUGUUUCCAGUGUGACCUUGAGCAGGUCAUUGUAUCACUUGUAAAUAAAUCAGUUUGGGAUGGUGUGUGAAAUGGCUUUCAGCUUUAAAAUCUUGACUUCAGUACUGUACUUAUAUAAGACAGAACUGCCUGGGCCAGAACCCUUCUGCAUUUUCUUAUACCAGUCUUUUUCUUGCUUUCAUCAAAGUUCCUUCAAGCACCAAUUUGUCCAGGAUUGAGCUCUGUUUGACCUGUUCUGCUACUGUAGUAAGCUGGCUCGCUCAUGGGGGAAGUGAGAGGGAGAGGAGCUGACUGGUUGCUUAGGAACCAAGGUUGAUAUCUAAAUAGAAAUGGUGCCAAAGUCUGAAAGUCACCCAACCUGUGGAGUAAAAGCUCAUAAAUUGAGAGUCUAAAGGGAAGCCCGUGACAAGAAAGCCUGUGGAUUCUGUGAAAGAAUGGCUGUCGGGUGUUGGCCUUGUCACCACUCAGCUACCACCUGAUGUGUGGUAGAUGAGCGCGGCAUGAGUGAAGAACUCUUUUUCUUUUUCUUUUCCUCUGAAGGAGACUUCGAGGGAGUUGGGCAACCUAUUACAAAAGGGACAGUUCUUUUUGCUGGGGAAUUUUAAGAAUCUUCUUGUCAUGUGGAUUUUCAUAGUUGGGGGAAAAGAGAUGUUGGGAGUGGUAGGCUUGUGUGAAGGGUCAGACUGCUUUUCUGGAAAACACUAGCAUUGAUCUCUCCUGUGCUGGGGAGGUGUCUGGGUAUCAACAAUGAAGGGGAACGUGGUAUGUGUGUGUGUCACAGAGCUCUGAUGGAGCAAAUUGUGCUCCAUUCCUGACAACAUCUUGCUUUCUUUGUAAAUUGAAGUAAUACAUAAUUUUAACUCCAAGACCUAAAUGGAAAACAAGAUACUAAUCUCUGGUUGCAUGCUUCAGUCCUUUUGAAUACUGAUGUCUGCCUGGGUCAUGUCUUGCAAGAAAGCCUGUGUGUAUGACCUACUCUUGAGCCAAACUGCUAUCUACUUUUCAAAUCACAGAGAAGCUCGGUUAGAUUUAGUUAGAAACCUGAAAUUGCAACUUAAUCAAAGGUGACAGGACCUUAAGUGUAGGUGGGCUAGGAAGGGUGGAGUGGUGAUAGUGGUGUGAACAAAGUAUGCCAUAUGUAUGUGGUCUUGCUCUCUUUCUCUCUCUAUAAAUACAUGUUUAUGAAAAUGUCACAGUGAGAUCCUUUUGUUUAUAUUCUGAUUUAUAAAGAGAGAUCUGAGUGUCCAGCUUUAAGGAGAAAUUGGGAUUUUUUAAAACCAGGAGUCAUGCAAAACAUAGGAACUGUAUUUUUCUGGUUGUGUUUGUGUGUGUGUGUGUGUGUGUGUGUGUGUGUGUGUGUGAUUUUGUAGGUGAGGUGAGGGUCUUGACAUGUCCCUUCUGUGUCUUGCAGCUCAAAGUUAAAAAUAAUCCAUUACAGCAAAGGUGGGAGGGCAGCUGUUGCAUACAUGCUUGUUCCUUUCCCUUCCAUGAACGAGAAUAGCCAGGCUGUCCAUCUGGAUGAGAGGCUGGGUAACAUGAGCUGGUAAAGAUGUUGAAAGUAGACUCAGAAGUGUCAAGGACUGAGCUUUUAGUAAGGGACUAUAAUAAAGUCUACAAACGCAUCAGACAGAUGAACGAAUGGUUUUAUGUAGUCUCAAUAGUCCAAUUUCUUCCCUUGUUUUCAAUCUUUCCCAAACUCUUUGGUUUUGGUAGGUUAUCGGGUACCCUUGUUUUCUUGGGCUUGGUCUGGUCUCCUUUGCUUGACUGCAUUACUCACUCCCCAGCUGUCUUCUCCCUGCCUUCACCCAACUUAAGACCCAGAAGGGAGUCGGAUUUCCACCAGCUCUUCCUCCUCCACUGUGCACCAACAGCAUUAGAUUAACUCAAGCUUAACGGAGCCCACUUUAGGUUAACUGGGAAGGCAAGUGUUGAAAAUAACUGUCUUUUAAAAAUUGCUCAGCAUCUGUGUUGCUUGGUGAAAGUUUUCUUGGAAUUUGCUGCCAGUCCUAAGAGUGUCUGACAGAGCACAUUCUCAAAUAGUAAUUGCUGUAAUAAAUGAACUAAAUACUU